GAAGUAUACCGCCCUCCCCUGGACGUGUAAUCCUCGUUAACUCUGUCAAAGGGACCGAAACGUCUGCUCCAUAAAAUUAAAACAAUCCGAGUCGGGCCAUGCCGGAUGCGAGCCCUGAAGACUAUGACGGGUUUCAGACCCAGUUCACACACAUAAUGGAAACAAUAUUACAUACCGCUGUCAGGGAAGCGACAAAACUUUAUGAGGGCACUUUGCAUCGCUUGAAAGCGGAAUUGGUGCAGCUGAGACAAGAGAAUGUCAACACGAAGACAGGUGAUUCAUCCAGUAAAGACACAAAGAGAUUCCCUGAAUCUGGGAGUCAGAGGAUUGCCAAUGCCCCCAUACAUCGUGAUAUUGGCGUGCAGUGUGACAAGCCCAUUUUGGUUGACCGGGAAUGCAGCCCUCUUCCGUUUAUAGGACAAUGUCUUAGUGUGGGAGACAUUACGAGUGAUAAACUCACAGAUCUUUGUGCCAAUGAGGAUGGGAGCAGACAGCUUGCAUUGCUCCUCAUCAAACAAGAGCCUAAAGAGACUGAAUGUGACAGCUAUGCACCAGGAUAUUUUCUACUGAAGCAAGAAGGUGCUGAGCCAAUACUGGUGCGCAGAGAGCCAAAUAAGGACACCAUGGAAAGGGUUAUGAUCCCACCAUCAUUUCAAACAAUAACCAGGCACCAUAGCAACAUUAGAGGAAAGUCUCCACCAGCAGGGAUUCCUUCCUCCUGUAGUCGCAGUGUGGAUUCCUGUGCUCACAAACCCAAUCAGACUAUACAACCCAUCCGAGGUACAUCUGAAAGAACAUCGGAAAACAGUGAAGGCUUGUCUUCCCAAAACAAAAGACAAAAUGCCAGUGCACCGGCACAGACAUCCACUACUUCAGAACUUGCCAAUUCGACCCAGACUCCUGUUCCUACUGUUAACUUGUCUGUGCCAAUGAUCGAGCUGUCUGGUGCUCCAUCAAUUCCUCAAGCCAAAUCAACAGCAUUAUCAGUUCACCGACGACCAAACCCAAAUCCUCAAACAUCAAACCAGACAGUAGUCCCUCAGAAAGAGGGGUCAAAUAUUGGUCAUCCACUUCAAAACACCUACCUUUCACCUGUUCCUCCAAGCCAACACUUAGUAACGGAGCCUCAUUCCUCCAAACAAUGGCCUCAGGCAUUGGUUACAAAUACAGAGAAAAGUAUUUCAACCAUUGCCUUGUUAAACCAAGCUACUGAGCCAUUAACCCAGUCUCAACUUAUACAGUCACCAUUCUUUCCACCACAAACCAUCAAAACACAAGACCAAGAGGUGUCUCCACAGUUACACGCUGCCAUGCCAUCAGGCCAUGUUUCUGUCACACCAAAUAUACCUUCAGCAGUCCAGGAUCGGAUUCUCUCAACCAGUCUUGUUCCACCUCAAAAAGUUUUUGCAUCACCACAGGUAAUACCAGCACAUUCUGCAACUUCAAGUCCAUCAUUCCAGUUUCCUUUGGUGCUCCCACACAAUCCGACUCAACCGACACCACCUUCUUACCUUCCAACACACGUUCCAUUUACUUCUCCCCACCUUCCAGUUAACACAGUUCAGGGAUCUGUCUCCAUAAACCCACCUCAACCUUCACUUAAACAUUCUCAAUAUCCAACACAAUCCAACCAGUUCUCCUCUUCUUCAGACCAGAUGUUUCCUCCACCUGAUAAUACGGCAGGUUUGCUUGAAUCUCUUGAUACUUUGCAUUUGCACUCGUCCAUUGUGAUGACCCCACAAGAGGCCCCAGAGCAGACACCCAUGCACCAUUUUCAACCAUCUGGGCAACUUGCGCCUCUGCUAACACUUAAGGAGCAACAAGCUGCUGCUUCCGCUUCCGCUAACAUUGUUUUAGGUCGAAUGCCAGUUCUAUCAUCAGAGACCUCUAUGUCUCCAGUUGACGACUUUGAAGGAGACAUACCGCUUUCCCCAUGUUUUAGUGCAGAAACCACAGAUAGAAAUGAUAAAGACCUCUCAGAAGAUGAAGACACUCCCACACUCCAGUCUAGACUGAGAAAACAGAGAAAGAUUUUCUCCAAAUCCAGACAAAUAGAUCCUGCAGGUGAGGACGGCACAGUCAUGGUCAAUGAUAAGAGGGUGGAUUGGGUGCAAACACCACAUUCUGGCUCCAAUAACGAAAGUCAAGCCUUCUCAAAAUCUUCGAGUAAAACAUUGCAGAAAAAUACUGAGUGUCCUGAGUGUGGAAGGGUCCUCAGCAAUGCGUCUGCCUUGGAGAACCACAUGAGACUUCAUACAGGAGAGAGACCUUAUACCUGCUCCCAGUGUGGAAAGGCGUUCCCUAGUGUACGAGGCCUUAACCGGCACGUAAAGGUCCAUGCAGAAGAGAAACGGUAUCAGUGUGAAGAGUGUGGGAAGAGUUUUGUGUACCACUUUACCCUUACCAAACAUCAGCUCAUUCACUCUGGAGAAAGGCCUUUUCCUUGUAAAGUUUGUGGAAAGAGGUUUUUGGCCAAGGCAGACCGGUCUACCCAUAUGCGUAUGCACACCGGAGAGAAGCCCUUCUCGUGUACGCUGUGUGGGAAGAAGUUUAAACAUAGAGUUGCUCUGAAUAUGCAUAUGCAGGGGCAUAGAGGAGAGAAACGUUACAUUUGCCCCCACUGUGAAAAAGGAUUUGUGGAUCUAGGUAACUUUAAAAGACACAAGCUCAUCCACACAGGGGAAAGGCCGUUUGAGUGCAAGGAAUGUGGGAAACGUUUCACUCAGUCAGCCCAUCUCAAGAAACAUGUCAACACACAACAUGUUACAUGAAGUAAUUGGAUUGUUUAACAAUGCAUUCAGUUGAUAUUCUGUUACAGAAAAUAUAAUGGUAUUAGGCCUGAUUGCAAAUUAAUUUAUGGAGAUGCUAUUUUUAUAGAGAAAAGUAAAUAAAAGUAUAUAUUUUUAUAUUUUAACUGCUUUACUGCAUCAAUUUUGUACAGUGAUUUAAUUGUUAACGUUUCUUAAAAUGUGAUUAUUUUUCUAUUCAUUUCUCAUUGUGAAACUUGUAUACUACCAAGUGAUACUUGGAUUUUUUAUAGUACUUUUAUAGUGUCCAUCCUAUAUAAACAGCUCAAAUUGAAACCUAAUGGAGUUAUUUUUUUUAACUUUGUAAUUGUAUGAGUGUCACAUACUGUUUGCAAAACAGAUUUGUAUCCUAAAAUUGAUAAUCUAAUUAAAAUGUUUGUUUGCUCCACAGUUUCUCUUGAAA
Molecule: messenger RNA, 3210 nt
Organism: Ctenopharyngodon idella (grass carp)
Lineage: Eukaryota; Metazoa; Chordata; Actinopteri; Cypriniformes; Xenocyprididae
Exons: 4
Coding region: 99-2771 (890 amino acids)
Biological process (GO): regulation of transcription by RNA polymerase II
Cellular component (GO): nucleus
Molecular function (GO): DNA-binding transcription factor activity, RNA polymerase II-specific; RNA polymerase II cis-regulatory region sequence-specific DNA binding
Source: RefSeq, a predicted model, not a curated record